AUGCCUGUAAGCAGUUCAUUAGCAAACAAAUUUACUAUCCUGUACGGUUCUCAGACGGGUCAAGCGAAAGCAAUUGCCGAAGAAAUCCAUGAAUUCUCUGAACAACAUGGCCUGGAUUCGAACCUUUUUUGUCUCAGUCUAACGGAGAAGAAGUUUACCCUAGAGAAAGAAACCCUUGUGGUGUUUGUAGUGUCAACAACAGGAGAGGGGGAUCCUCCAGAUACCAUGUGUAAGUUUUUUAGAAGACUGAAGAAGAAGACUUUGCCCACUAACCAUUUAGAAAAUUGUCGUUACGCCUUACUCGCGCUUGGGGACACCAAUUACACAAAUUUCUGUAACAACGGUAAAAACCUUGACAAGAGAUUACUGGAGUUAGGGGCACAGCACUUCUACGACACUGGUUAUGCUGAUGAUGCAGUUGGUUUGGAGUUGGUAGUGGAACCAUGGAUGGAAGGACUAUGGUCUGCACUGAGAAAGCAGUUGGGUCUGGAGACACAGAAUGGUGGCAUGUCUGAUGUUGAGGCAAAAGUUCCUGUGAUUGAUUCAACAGAACAACCCCUCACUCAGAGUAAAUCUUUAAAGGUUUUAGCUGACUCAGUCUUAGAGAACACUAGUAAUGGUGGUUUGCAUGAGACAGAUUCAGUUGUUGUUGUUACAAAUAGUCACAGCUGUGACCAACUAGGUGGAAGGAGUCUUGCCAAUGCUGCAUCAAUAGCAGUGGUCAAGGCAAAACCUCCUGGUGAUCAGAAUUUACCAGCCAUAGAUAACGAUGACCCAGUUGCAUGCAACGGUGAGCAUGCCUCAACACCCACCUUAAGUGAUCAGUUAAAACAGUCUUUGCCCCCCUUGUCAACUUCUGCCUUGUCCAUACCACAAUUAUCACCAGCUUAUUUACAGGUAAGCUUCCAUCCUGAUUACAAAUGGGACUGCUCUACAUUACCUGUACAAGCUGGUGCAAGCUUUCCAAGUGCUGUAACUGAAGUCUCCAUGGCAACAGUUGUUUCAGCAAGGCAGCUGACAGAAAGUCACUCAAUAAAGACAGCUUUGGAUAUAGAACUGGAUAUCACAGACUGUAACAUGAACUACAAACCUGGGGACUCUUUUGGUAUUGUUUGUCCAAACCCCAAGGAUGAAGUUGAUGAACUGAUAUCAAGGUUGGAUUUGAGUGAGAAAGCAGAUAUUCCAUUCUCCAUUCAGUUAAUUCCAUCUUCAGCCAAAAAGGCAGCAAGUGUUCCAAACUACAUACCUGAGUACUCCACCAUUAAGUAUACUCUGCUAACAUGCCUGGAAAUCAGAAGUGUUCCAAGCAAAGCUCUGGUAAGGGUUCUGGCAGAGCACACAGCUGAUCCACAAGAGAUGAGAAGACUUCAAGAACUUUGCAGCAAACAAGGCACAGGUGAUUACACCAAGUUUGUCAGAGAACCUUACUUGUCUUUGCUGGACUUACUCAACACCUUUCCAUCAUGCAAGCCUCCAUUUGAAAGGUUAUUAGAACUUUUGCCCCGCUUGAAAGCACGUCCUUACUCAGUGUCAAGCUCACCUUUGGAAAAUCCCAAUGGUCUUCACUUUGUUUUCAACAUUGUGGAAUUUCCAGCCUUGGAAGGUGUAAGGGGCCAAAGACAAGGUGUUUGUACUGGAUGGUUGGCUUCUACCACAAAAAGUCUGGGGGAAGUUUUAAUUGGUAGUAACAAGGAAUUUGAUGUUGACCUGUCUCAGUUGUUAGUGAAAGAUAGACCAAAAGUUCCAGUGUUCCAGCGCAAAAAUCUCCACUUCAAACUGCCAAGUGCUCCUAACACACCCAUCAUUAUGAUUGGUCCUGGCACAGGGGUAGCACCUUUUAUAGGCUUCCUGCAGCACAGGGCACUCAUCUUAAAAGCCUCUAAUGACCAAAAGCCUCUUGGAGAAUCAUGGCUCUUCUUUGGCUGUCGUCAUAAGGAAAAAGAUUACCUGUACCGUAAGGAACUUGAAUGUUACUUGUCUACUGGUGUUUUGUCACACCUCUUCCUCUCCUUCUCUCGUGAUACAGUUGAUGAUUUGUCCAGUAAACCAACACCAAAAUAUGUUCAAGACAACUUGAGAAGCCAUGCCACUGAGGUAGCUGAACAACUGUUUAACAAACAAGCAGUGGUUUAUGUUUGUGGAGAUGCAGAAAACAUGGCCAAAAAUGUUUUUGAUGCUUUUCUGGAGAUUACUCAAGAGUACAAAGGGGUAGACAUAGCUGAGGCACGCAAGGAAAUGAUGAAGCUGCGUGAAAACAAGCAAUACCUCGAAGACAUUUGGACUUAG
Messenger RNA from Pocillopora meandrina, 2286 nucleotides. The record is from the annotation of a GenBank genome assembly. NCBI's taxonomy places the organism in Eukaryota, Metazoa, Cnidaria, Anthozoa, Scleractinia, Pocilloporidae.